This is a messenger RNA of Drosophila bipectinata, 1782 nucleotides long. Its product is annotated as Cytochrome P450 4e2. Lineage: Eukaryota; Metazoa; Arthropoda; Insecta; Diptera; Drosophilidae. Gene Ontology annotation, molecular function: oxidoreductase activity, acting on paired donors, with incorporation or reduction of molecular oxygen; monooxygenase activity; heme binding. The record is from RefSeq and is a predicted model, not a curated record.
UCGCGAUCGAAAAUGUGGCUCGUACUUUUUGUGAUUCUGGCUCUGCCACUUUUGGCAGUCGGGUAUCUGCAAUUGAUAACUUACCGGCGAAGAAAGAUUUUGAAAAAUUUUAAUGGCCCCAAAGGCCUGCCCGUAAUUGGAAAUGCCCAUCAAAUGGGCAAAAAUCCAUCUGAAAUUCUUGACCAGGUAUUUGCUUGGUGGCAUCAAUUUGGAAAAGACAAUUUUUGUUUCUGGAUAGGACCUUACUCCAAUGUACUGGUCACAAACCCCAAGUUCUUGGAGUAUAUACUCAGUAGCCAGACAUUGAUCUCAAAGUCCGACAUCUAUGACCUUACUCAUCCUUGGCUGGGUUUGGGUUUGCUCACCAGCACUGGCAGCAAGUGGCACAAACACCGCAAAAUGAUCACACCUGCAUUCCACUUUAAUAUCCUUCAGGACUUUCACGAGGUGAUGAACGAGAACUCCAGCAAGUUCAUCAAGCACCUGCGAAAGGUAGCAGCCGGAGACACUAUCUUCGAUUUCCAGGAACAGGCCCACUACCUGACCCUAGAUGUUAUCUGUGAUACUGCUAUGGGAGUGUCCAUAAAUGCCAUGGAAAAUCGUACCUCAUCUAUAGUUCAGGCUUUCAAGGACAUGUGCUACAAUAUUAAUAUGAGAGCCUUCAAUCCGCUGAAGCGAAAUGAGUGGCUCUACCGCCUUGCUCCUGACUAUCCUGCCUACAGCAGGACUCUUAAAACUCUUAGGGACUUCACCAAUGAAAUAAUUGAGAAGCGAAUUGCGGCCCACAAGUCAGGUUCCGUGACAACAGCCCAAGCCGAUGAGUUCUCUCGCAAAAAGAUGGCUUUCCUGGACACGCUACUAUCAUCCACCAUUGACGGACGUCCUUUGAACUCAACGGAGCUGUACGAGGAAGUGUCCACCUUUAUGUUUGAAGGACAUGACACCACAACGUCUGGUGUUUCCUUUGCAGUCUACUUGCUUUCCAGACAUCCCGACGAACAGAAAAAAUUGUUUGCUGAGCAAUGCGAAGUGAUGGGCACUUCGGAACUAAAUCGGGAUGCCACCUACCAAGAAAUCUCCCAAAUGAAGUACUUAGAUCUCUACAUAAAGGAGGCUCAGCGUUUGUAUCCCAGUGUUCCAUUUAUUGGUCGUUACACGGAAAAAGACUACGAAAUUGAAGGAAAACUCCUGCCCAAAGGCAGCACCCUGAAUUUGGGACUCGUAAUGCUUGGCUACAAUGAAAAAGUGUUCAAGGAUCCCCUUAAGUUCUGGCCCGAGCGCUUUGAGCAGCAGAAGCCCGGUCCUUUUGAGUAUGUGCCUUUCAGUGCCGGUCCUCGAAACUGCAUUGGCCAAAAGUUUGCCCUUUUGGAAAUCAAGACAGUAGUCUCCAAAAUCAUUCGAAACUUUGAGGUCCUUCCUGCCCUGGAUGAACUAGUCUCCAAGGAUGGCUAUGUCAGCACAUCUGUGGGACUGCCGCCUGCCGAGAGGGCAAAGCGUGAGGAGUAUCGUCACAAAUACGAUCCCAUUUUGUCGGCUGUUUUGACCUUAAAAUCCGAGAAUGGCUUGCAUAUCCGUUUAAAGGAGCGAAACUAAAAGAGAAACUCUGUUAUGCUUUCUCACUUUUUAAACUUAAGAUGACAUGUCGUUUUGUUAAUUUUUUCCUCCAAUCCCAAAACAGGUACUUAGAAAGAAAUGAUCUUUCUUGUUUUUUCUCCCAAAAAAUAAUUAUUAGAGAACUGUUAAUUAGAAAAGUAGAACAAAUAAACAUUGAAAUGUUUUAAA